This is a messenger RNA of Postia placenta MAD-698-R-SB12, 1419 nucleotides long. RefSeq lists its product as hypothetical. Gene Ontology annotation, biological process: tricarboxylic acid cycle. The transcript has 18 exons. Bases 1 to 1419 code for a protein of 472 amino acids. The record is from RefSeq and is a predicted model, not a curated record. Lineage: Eukaryota; Fungi; Basidiomycota; Agaricomycetes; Polyporales; Adustoporiaceae. Gene Ontology annotation, molecular function: acyltransferase activity, acyl groups converted into alkyl on transfer.
AUGGGCAAGCCAAUCGAAGCGAACACGGAGAGUUUGACAGUGCGCGACAACCGUACUGGCAAGACAUACACAAUACCUAUAGUAGACAAUGCCGUCCCAGCGACUGCCUUCAAGGCCAUAACGGCACCCAAGAAACCCGGGGAGCGCGCCGAGAAUGAGACGGAGAAGGGCCUGCGCGUGCAGGACAAGGGUUUUUUGAACACGGCUGUGAUUCGGAGUGAGAUUACAUACAUUGAUGGGGAAGCUGGCGUGCUGCGUUACAGGGGAUAUCCGAUUGAACAGCUGGCAUCGCACUCCUCACAUCUCGAGUCUGCGUACCUGCUGAUAUAUGGCUCUUUGCCUACGCGAGAGCAGUUCAAGCACUUCGAGUCGGAAGUGAUGCGCCACGGUGUGAUGCACGCAGAUACUGAAGGCUUCUUCCGUUCAUUCCGGUACGACGCGCACCCAAUGAGCAUGCUCACUAGCGCGUUUUCCAUGCUGGGAUCGUACUACAGCGAGGCAAACCCGUCUCUCCAAGGGCAGAGGCUCUACACGAACGGAGACCAGGCCUCUCUAGCGACAAUGGACAGGCAAAUAUACCGCCUCAUCGGAAAAGCCACGGCCUUGGCUGCCAUGGCGUACCGUGUCCGACAAGGCAGAGACUUCGUGACACCGCCCGUUGGUCUUAGCUACACCGGAUCUUUCCUGUACCAGAUGGAUCACCUGGGAGAAGAGAACUAUACCCCGAAUCCCGUGCUCGAGAAGGCCCUUGACGUUCUCUUCCUUAUUCAUGCUGACCACGAGCUGAAUGCAUCGUGCACAACCGUUCUGCAAACGGCCAGCUCCCUCGUGGAUCCCUACUCUGCCAUUGCCGCCGGAUGCGCGUCGCUAUAUGGCCCUCUACACGGUGGUGCCAACGAGGCCGUUAUUCGCAUGCUCGUCUCGAUCGGGAGCCCGGAGAAUGUCCCGGCAUUUAUUGAAGCUGUGAAAAGACGUGAGAAGACCUUGUCAGGGUUCGGCCACCGCGUGUACAAGACGUCGGAUCCACGCUCAUUCAUCGUGCGUAAAACGGCCGAUGAAGUGUUCAAGGUAACAGGCAGGGAUGCGCUUUUAGAAACAGCAAUGGCGCUCCAUGAUGCGGCAAUGAAAGACGAGUACUUCAUCAAGCGCAAGCUCGCGCCCAACGUGGACUUCUGUGGCCUGAUCUACCGCGCGAUGGGAUUCCCGAUGGAUUUCUUCCCAGUGCUGUUCGUAGUGCCACGAGUCGUCGGAUGGCUAGCCCACUGGCGACAGAUGAUGCUGCAAGAAGGCGGUGUGAAGAUCUGGCGUCCCCGGCAGGUUUACGUUGGGGCAGGCAAGCGGGAUUACGUGCCGGUCGAACAGCGUGUUCCUGUCGAGGGCUUGCGACAGACACCGUCCGCGGUCGAACACGGAGGGUGA